Messenger RNA from Neltuma alba, 2710 nucleotides. Its product is annotated as TOM1-like protein 6. The record is from RefSeq and is a predicted model, not a curated record. The transcript is spliced from 9 exons. Lineage: Eukaryota; Viridiplantae; Streptophyta; Magnoliopsida; Fabales; Fabaceae. The coding region runs from base 324 to 2465 and encodes 713 amino acids. Gene Ontology annotation, molecular function: ubiquitin binding; phosphatidylinositol binding. Gene Ontology annotation, biological process: protein transport to vacuole involved in ubiquitin-dependent protein catabolic process via the multivesicular body sorting pathway.
GAAAUUUCCGGAAAAAAAGAGGAAUGAAAGAUAGAAAAGCUUAUGUGAUUUUCUUUUAGCUGAGAGAGAAACUAUAUUCUUCCGAAGCAACAAACCACAAAUUCUGAUUGUUUUGCUGGAGGGAAAAGGCACUUCAUGCCUUCUUAGCUAGGGUUUCAGAAUUUUCCACUCAUCCAAACAACUACGGAGCUGUGUUUUGCGGGAAGAAUAGAGCUUUGGGGUUUUCUUUGUUUUUUUCUAAAGCUUGCAGUUGCCAAACAGGCAUAAGUUUCCAUUCUCUUGGAACUUCGGAAACAGAGAGAGACAGAAAGGAGCAGGGAAGCAUGUCUUCUUCUUCAGCUACUGUAGCAGUGGAGAAGGCGACCAGCGAUCUUCUCAUGGGCCCUGACUGGACCAUGAAUAUCGAGAUAUGUGACUCUGUCAAUUCCAAUCGCUGGCAGCCAAAAGAUGUGGUCAAAGCCGUCAAGAAGAGAUUACAGCAUAAGAGCUCCAAAGUUCAAUUACUCUCUCUGACGCUUCUGGAGACUAUGGUGAAGAAUUGUGGUGAUUAUAUUCAUUUUCAAAUUGCUGAGAGGAAUAUACUGGAUGAGAUGAUCAAAAUUGUGAGGAAGAAGACAGACAUGCAAGUGAGGGAUAAGAUUUUAGUACUGCUAGACUCGUGGCAAGAGGCAUUUGGUGGGCCAGGUGGAAAGCAUCCUCACUACUAUUGGGCAUAUGAGGAAUUAAAGAGAUCUGGUGUAGUGUUCCCCAAGCGUUCUCCAGAUGCAGCUCCCAUAUUCACUCCUCCUCCUGCCCAUCUUGCUUUAAGACACAUGCAAGCUGGAUAUGGUAUGCCAAGCAAUUCUUCAAAGAGACUUGAUGAAACUAUGGCAACAGAGAUCGAAAGUUUAAGUUUGUCAAGCUUGGAGUCUAUGCGGCAUGUUAUGGAGCUUUUGAGCGACAUGCUACAGGCUGUGAACCCUAGUGAUCGAGCAGCUGUAAAAGAUGAGGUGAUUAUUGAUCUUGUUGACCGUUGCCGUACCAACCAGAAAAAAUUGAUGCAGAUGUUAACAACCACUGGGGAUGAGGAGCUUCUUGGGCGAGGCCUUGAAUUAAAUGAUGGUAUUCAGAGUUUGCUUGCAAAGCACGAUGCAAUAGCUUCUGGUGCCCCCCUUCCAUCCCAAUAUGCUAGUUCUAUUGCCCAGUCAAGUGAAGCUUGCUCUUCCAGUUUCAGUCCAACGGAAGAGAGGAGCUCCAUCCCUGGAGACGCUGAUUCAACACUUAAAGCCAACUCUUCUGUCCUAGUUCAUUCUGUAACAAAAGGCCAAAUUGAUGAGGAGGAGGAAGAAGAAGAUGAAUUCGCACAGCUAGCUCGAAGGCAUUCCAAGGCACAAUCUGUGCCUUCUAAAGAUGCUACAAAUGGAACGAAUGAAGUUUCAGCAACCUUGGAAACCAACAGCUCAACAUCAGAUCCCACAGCCUCUGUCCCAACCAAUGCAUUGGCAAUUGUAGAUCAGGCUACACCGGCUAGCACUACCAAAGAGCAGGACAUUAUCGACUUGCUGAGUAUCACUCUGUCCACCUCACCACCACCACCACCACCACCACCAUCAUCAUCUCCCCACAUGCCUCCUCCAUUGUCAGCCUCUAGCCAGCAAACUGAUACAUCUGUUCCAUCUAGUACACAAGGCUACCCCCAUGCUCCCCAGUAUCCUGGAAAUGUUCCCUUUAGCAAUUAUGUUGUUCCCUGGGCUCAACCUGAAUCUAAGUCAGAGUCUCAACCCCAAUCCCAGCAACAUAUUUACAGACCUCAGCCCUCCGCUCAACAACCACAUCCACAACAUGAGGCCCAACAAUUUCAGCCUCAGUCCUCACUCCAACCCCAGCAAUCACAGUUUCAGAAUCAACAUCUUAGAUAUCCUCAUCCUGAACCCCAACAGUUACAGCCCCAGCCCCAGCCCCAGCCCCAAGCUCGACCUCAAUUUCAAUCUCAAACUCAACCCCGGCCUCAUUUUCAAUCUCAAACUCAACCCCAACCAUCACAAAUGCUGCAACCUCAGCACCAGCUACAAUUGCAGAAUCAACAUGUUCAAUACCCCUCAUCGUACCCUCCUCCACCAUGGGCUGCUACGCCUGGUUACCCCAGCAGUCAAAAUCAUUUAUCUUCCCCUAAUAUGUUUUCAACUCCUCCAGCCAACACAUCAGCAUCUUACAGACCAGCACAAGGAAUCAGGGCCUUGCAAAAUAACAGUUCGUUUUCUUCUAAAGGAACCAGCGCGGCUCUGACUGGAGAUCUCGGGGGAAAUUCUGGUCUGGCAAAUAAUACUGGUGCUCCUGGACAAAAACCCUUUGUUCCAUCUUACAGAUUGUUUGAAGAUCUGAAUGUUUUUGGGAACACAGAUGGAAGGAUUAAGAUGACCGGCAGUGGCACAUCGUCUAGUUUGUCAGGGACAAUGGGCCCAGGUAUGGUUGGGGGGCGCAAGUAAGACAUUAAUUCUUGAUUGCGAGCAUGUGAUGUGAAUAUGGUGUAUAUCAGUAUUGGUAGCUUUUUCACGUUUGCAACAUGUAAGUUAUAUAGGAUGAAAAAGUGACACCUUUCUAUGUCUAAGAUGAUCAAAGAUACACUAGUCACAACCCAUCUUUGUGUAUUUAGUUGGAGUGCUGCCUCUCAGACGACAGUCUUGGAACAUUCUUUCACAUAUGAUUUAGUUUCUUGUGGUUUCUCUUUUUG